AUCAGACUUGUAAAUCAACAAAUAAAAUGUAGUGUAAUGACAAAUAGCCCUGGAUAGCAAAUUCAAAAGUCAUUAUGUACUUUUAAUAUCUAGAUGACUGAGGGAAUUGAGGGAUUACACAGACACGUACUUUUAACCAUUAUUAUCACUCAACAAUCUCUGUGCUUUGAAUAUUAGGUUUUCUAUUGUUUUCAUACCUCUUAUGUUUCCUUCUAAGACAACUGAUAAUGUUUCUCCCACGCAAAGGGAAAAACACAAACAAACAAAAAACAUGCUAACUGUCCAGAAACUCCAGUACAGAAUAACAUUCAUAUUGCAGCACUACAAACUUUUAUUCUGGUGUGCAGCUACAACAACAAAGCACUGGGUGUAUAGUGUCCACCAUGAGGAAAAGCCCCCUGGUCACAUCGAUUCAUCCAUCACAUGAGACACAAAAAGGAACUCAAACCAGGGUGGGAUGUUAGCAGAAAAAAUUCCCCCAAAUUUAACCACAAGGAGCCAGAGCUGGACUGAACUGAAUAUACUGCAUGUCUAUGGGCCAUUUGUGAAUUAGGUAAAACUACAUUCAUGUUACACAUGCAGCUCUUGUGAUGUUGGGUUAAUAAGGCACUCACAUGUUAUUGUCUCAAUUACCCUAUGGUGGUCCCGUAGUGUAAAAUUCUUCCCAGUCUUUUUGGAUAAUACAUUGGCAUAAAAAAAAAAUAAAUAAAAAAAUAAAAAAAAAACUCACACUUUGUUGCCCAUUGUACUAUAAUAAACAUUUACUGCUUAAAAUUUUAGUACAGGCAACAAUUGACUUAUUCUCUGAUAUGAUGGCACACUCAUUACUCACGGGCAUUGCGUAAGGGUAGGUGUAAUAACGUCAUAGUGUCAGGCUCCAUGGUUAAGCAACGGUUCAGGUAAACCACAAGUUCGUGAUGUAUAGUUUCUUCCUGAUGAACGUAAAAAGAUUUGUCUCCACCUAGUGGUUAUACGUACUUCUUAAGAUUUUUUUUUUCUUUUUUAACAGUCUAAAUAAAUAAAUAAAUAAAUACAUACAUACAUAAAUACAUAAAUAAAUAAUAUGCUAGUUUAUUUAUAUUUACAUUUUCCAUCUGAUAAUGAUUAGGCCUAAUUCAGAUACGGUGAAAUUGAAUUCAGUCCAAAAAGAGAUGUGCAUGAAAUUCUGUUGUCUGAAGUGGCUAGUAAGUGUUUUAAUUCUCCCAGUAUUUGGAUCAUUCUCACUGGUUUGCAUGACCUUGCUAGCUGAAUGAAAUUGGACAAACCCAGAGCUGAGUCACAAGUUCAAGAAUGCUGUUUAUCAGGUUUAGGGUGCUUCCCUGACUGGUCCGACACAUACAAAAAACUAAAACGCUGAAAUACAAAUAUAUUUAGUUUCACUCAGACGAGAAACGUUAUUGGACCUCAUUUGAUGUAUUUUAGUUGCUGAGAGUAAAAGGCAACUCAUCCUCCCUGAAAUGUUAAUGAAGACACUUGGGCACCAUGGCUGUCAAUUUGAGUAAGAAUGGCAAUGAGCUGAUGGCAGCUUAUAAAGACGUAUUAGAUGGAAAGUCAGGAACAAACUGGGCGCUGUUUACCUAUGAAGGAAAUAGUAAUGAUAUACGGCUUGCGGAAAAGGGAGAUGGAGGUCUGGAGGAGAUGGUAGAAGAAUUCAACAGUGGAAAGGUCAUGUAUGCCUUUUGUAGAGUCGAAGAUCCUAACUCUGGUUUGCCAAAAUAUGUUCUCAUAAACUGGACAGGAGAAGGAGUGAACAGCUCAAGAAAAGGAAUAUGUGCUAACCACGUCUUAUCUAUGGCCAACUUCCUUAAGGGAGCCCAUGUGACUAUUAAUGCUCGAGAUGACGAUGAUGUGGAACCUAAUGUUAUCCUGGACAAAGUGGCCAAAGCGUCUGGUGCUAGCUUCAACUUUCAUAAACAUAAAGAGACAGGAUAUGUGGAUGUGCCCCGAGGGCCUGUGGGCUCAGUGUAUCGCAAAGUCAACGCAGUAGAGGAAAUACAACAUAUCAACAAAGACGACUUCUGGGUCAAGGCACAGAAAGAUGAGGAAAUCCGGAAGAGAGAGGAGAUCAAAAGAGCAGAGCAGGAGCAACAGCAGCUGGAGAGAGAGAGGAAAGAGAUGGAGGAACGCCAGUCCAGGGAAAGAGAGAGGAGGGCCAAGGAGAGAGCCCAACAAAUCGAACAGGAGAAGAUACAUCAAAAGCAGAGAGAGCAAGAAGAGAGAGAACAGGAACAACAGCGAGAGAAUCUUGAAACAAAGGCAGAAAAGAAAACAGGAAUAAGUCACGCAGCAUCCGUACAGAAAGCCAAUGAAGCAAAAUCUUUAAUUUCACAAAGAUCAUUCAAUCCCAGAGAUAUCUUUAAGCAGCGAGAGCAGAGCUUUGAUGGCAACAACUCAAACAGUCCUUCAGCUUCCAGACCCGGUAAACUGCAGAGUCCCUUCUUGUAUCAGAAGAACACUGGGGUUCCAGAGCAGUCACGGUACAAUGCGUUUCCUGCUCCACUAAUCUCUGUGAAUCCUGAACCAGCUCCUUCCCCUAGCCCUCAGUCCCCUCUUUCCCCCAUGUCUCAUGUCAGACCACCCUCACCAGAGCGAGACUACUCACCUACUCAGGGGAUCUCACCAAUCCCCCCAUUGGUCACACAGUCACCAGAUGCAGCUGAGAACGAGGAAGGAGAGUGGUCGGAUGAGUUUGAUGACGAGGUUGAAGAGUCUUCUCCAGAUCGUCAUGACUUGUAUAAGGAAUCAGUGAAAGCUGGAACAGAGCAAGAUUUAUAUGAAAAUAUACAAUAUACAUCACAGGCUGAUGAGAACCAUGUGGCUGCUAGUGGACAGGGAAUUACUGCCAGAGCUAUCUAUGAUUACCAAGCUGCCGAUGACACAGAAAUAACCUUUGACCCCGAUGAUAUUAUAACAGGAAUUGACAUGAUUGAUGAUGGCUGGUGGAGAGGUUUUGGACCUGAUGGCCACUAUGGAAUGUUCCCCUCUAAUUAUGUAGAGCUUCAAUAACUUCAGCAAUGUAUUUUUUCUCAUCUAAUGUUUGCAUUUUGAGGAUUUUGAACAUAUGGAUAAAACUUUAUUACAACCUAUUACCAGUGAAAUGACGAAAUAACUUUCAAAUUUGUUACAAAAAUAAAAAAUUAAGGCAAA
This is a messenger RNA of Boleophthalmus pectinirostris (great blue-spotted mudskipper), 3147 nucleotides long. It is a transcript of the gene dbnla, whose product is annotated as drebrin-like a. Gene Ontology annotation, cellular component: postsynaptic density; plasma membrane; lamellipodium. Gene Ontology annotation, molecular function: actin filament binding. The record is from RefSeq and is a predicted model, not a curated record. The coding region runs from base 1483 to 3006 and encodes 507 amino acids. The transcript is spliced from 15 exons. Gene Ontology annotation, biological process: positive regulation of dendritic spine morphogenesis; neuron projection morphogenesis; regulation of actin filament polymerization. NCBI's taxonomy places the organism in Eukaryota, Metazoa, Chordata, Actinopteri, Gobiiformes, Gobiidae.